Messenger RNA from Nelumbo nucifera (sacred lotus), 2131 nucleotides. RefSeq lists its product as uncharacterized. The record is from RefSeq and is a predicted model, not a curated record. Gene Ontology annotation, molecular function: double-stranded DNA binding. Lineage: Eukaryota; Viridiplantae; Streptophyta; Magnoliopsida; Proteales; Nelumbonaceae. Gene Ontology annotation, biological process: regulation of DNA-templated transcription.
UAUUGUACGAAUUGUAAAAUCCCAAAAACCUAUUUGUCAAGCAGAAAAAACCCCACCUUGCUGGGGAGGGUAGAAAUUUCCAUCCUAACGAAUAGGGCUAUGAAAUCAGAAUCAGAAUGGGCCAACUGUUUAGUUGGGCAGAUUCGAAAUCCUAUUCCUACCGAUUCCUGUCUUAACCAAAAGGGAUCAAUAGACCAAUUCCGAUCGCAAGGGAUUGCGAUUUCGAUAUUGAUGCUGAACCAGCUUAGCUGAAUCGGCAGCUCAUCCUCCCAAACGAGCCUAGUUCAUACAAGGGUCCUAUAACCACAAGUCCAAGCUCGUCAUUAGCUGUUAGGAAAUGGUACGAGUCCUCAUAACUGUGGACCUGAAUAUAAUGGUGGGUAUUGGGUCGGACUGAAAUCUAGAAUGCUCAUCGUGUUCUUUUAGCAAGUGUUCCUGCGAUUUUGUUCAACUCUGAACAGGUACGAACUUGCCUUUCCGUUUUAAUCUGAAAGCGCGCUUUGUUUUUGUGUCUUCACUCCAUUCCCGUUACUCAAAAUGUCUCAGAUUUUCUAUAAAAGAUUGCUUUAUGUGCAUCUUGUACAAAACCCAUCUCUCAAAUCCUUCUCAACGACAGUAGCGACGGUCUGCAGAGGUCAGCCAUUGUCAUUCACAGUUCAAUACCUUAUAAACUCAUGUGGGUUAUCCUUAGAAACUGCUCUCUCAACUUCUAAACAGUUCCAAUUAGAUGAAUCAAAGCCGGAUAGAUACGAUUCUGUUCUUACCCUCCUCAAAACCCAUGGCUUCUCCAAAACCCACAUUGCAGAACUCAUAAAGAAGCACCCUUCGGUUCUCCUAAUCAAUGCAGACAAAAUCCUCAAGCCGAAGAUGGAGUUCCUCCUCGGUUUCGGGUUCUCAGAUUCAGCUGUCUCUGAUCUGGUAAUCUCAAAUCCAUCCAUCUUCGACAGAAGCUUGAAAAGUCGACUAAAACCAUCUUUGGAUAUCCUCAUGAAACAUGUCCAGAGUAAAGAGGAAGUUUUGAAGGCAAUUAAGCGCUCUUCAUGGCUUAUAACGUUCAAUCUGAGCCAAACUCUGCAACCUAAUGUUGAACUUCUAAUCAAAGAAGGGGUCCCCAUCUCCGGUAUCUCCAAACUGAUCGUGCAUCAACCGAGGGUUCUCUUACAGAAGACCGACCGCCUGGUCAGCACCAUUGAGACUGUCAAGAAGUUGGAUAUCCGACCGACCAUUACCACAUUUGUGUAUGCUAUUCAUGUGUUGUCUUCUAUGAGUGAAUUGACAUGGAAUAGGAAGAUUGAGCUGUUUAAGGGUUUUGGGUGGUCUGAAGAAGAGGUUAUGUUGGUUUUUAGGCGAGAUCCCUAUUGUUUGGCAUGUUCAGAGGGGAAGGUCAAGAAAGUUAUGGAGUUCUUGAUGGGCACCAUGAAGUUGCAUCCAUCAGUGAUGAUCUCAAAUCCCAAAGUUCUUAAGCAUGGCUUGGAAACAAGGAUUCGACCAAGGUAUAUGGUUUUAAAGGUUCUGGAGUUAGAGAAGCUGAUUGAAGGGAUUGAUGGAAACAAAAAGUUCAGUCGGGUUUUUGGACUUGCAGAAGAGACCUUCCUUGUGGAUUAUGUGCUUAAGUAUUUGGGCAAGGUCCCAAAUUUAAUGGAUCUGUAUUGUGCUUCUGUUGCAGCCAAUAGUGUUGAUACUAAUGGUCCCAAAAGAAUUGUUUCUCACAAAGUAUCUUACUAAGAAAGAGAAGACUCUGCAAGGCAUAUUUCCAUUUUGUGGUGAUGUGAUGAUGUCGUUGACAUGGAAGAAAAGAAAUGAAUAGAUUUUUGAGAUAAUAGAACACUGGCCCAAAAGGUCCAAGGAAAGCUGCAGGCAGAGCUUGAUUGUGGUUGGAUGACUCUAAGAAUUCAGGGCAGGGAAGUCCCCUGCUCUGUAUUUCCUAAUUUCUACACCUUGUAUAAGCUACUUCUUUGCGCUACUCUUAAAUGCCCUCUGUAUGGACUCUAGCACAUGGGCUAGCAUGUAUGCUGAUGAGUACAUGAUAUUUAACCUCUCCAAAGAAGAAAAAGACAAAGCAAAGGUAGGCUAACUGAAUACAUAUAUAGCUAAUAUUGAGGGUCACAGUUGUUGAUCCAGAAACAAAAGG